AUGCUUCCUGUCUCUCGCAACAUCGCCCGCUCGUUCUUGCCCUCAAACCAGGAACUUAGCUUCGUUGGAUCGUCUCUGGAUAAGGGGAAAUACAAAGUCACCGGUUUUCUUGGUCGCGGCUCGUCGGGCGCCGUCAUCUAUCGUGUAUCGGACGAAGAGGGAGAACAUGCUGUGAAGCGCGUCGACACCAGGAUCGACGCCCUUGAAUGGUCGACGAAGAAUGAACAUAUCCUCCAUAGCUUCGUUUCCGAGCAUCCCCAUGUCAUCUCAUACCACGGCUUUUUCGUCGACUCGCAACAUACCCAUCUCCUUACCGCCGUAUGCGAGGGCGGACGACUAUGCGACUUCGUGGACGAGACCCCGCUUUUUUGGCGGAACGAUGAGAACAUACGCAGGGUCUUUCUGUCCAUAGUCCGCGCCGUGCGAUAUUGCCAUUCUCGUGGCAUCGCGCAUCGCGACAUCAACCCCGAAAAUGUGUUGGCGGUAGACAAAUUUGGAGAUACGUUUGUCUUGGCGGAUUUUGGAAAGGCGACGACGGAGAAGAAGUCAAAACAGUUCGGACUAGGUUUGGCAGCGUAUUCCGCUCCUGAAUGCUUGGCUGGCGAAUCCCAUACAGCUUACGACACGAGGAUAGCGGACGUUUGGUCACUGGGCAUCCUUCUUCUAAACAUGGUGACCGGCGCAACACCAUGGACCGCACCGCGGACCUCCCACGCCGCUUACACCAGCUUCCUCUCAGAACCCAUCCACCUGCAGCGAAUUUUGCCCGUGAGCGGCGACCUCGUUGCACUGCUCGCACGCGUCCUCGACCCACGCCCGAGACGGCGCAUGUCCAUCGUUGAGCUCGAGCGCGCCGUUGUGGCUAUGCGGUCAUUUAGCAUGAGCGACGCGGAGCUCGGGCUGGAGCACCGUUCGGCUGCGCGAGGGCGGGUGGAACUGCGCGCGCGUCUUUUGGGCGUUCCGUGGCAGGCUCCGCCGAUCAGAAGCAUCCACGACAGCGACAGCAGCGGCGAUAGCCUGUGGUCCCGCUCAGGCUCCAGCACGACGUCGAUUUGGAGCUCCCGGGAUGGACAUGGCGGUUCCACUCUGCGAAGAUUAUCUUCGCUCUCCCUCCGCUUGAGAAGCCGGCCGUCGUCUUUCACUAUCAAGAGCCGAUUGUCCACGAUUGCCGCAUAG
Messenger RNA from Peniophora sp. CBMAI 1063, 1176 nucleotides. The record is from the annotation of a GenBank genome assembly. Lineage: Eukaryota; Fungi; Basidiomycota; Agaricomycetes; Russulales; Peniophoraceae.